Messenger RNA from Mus musculus (house mouse), 4851 nucleotides. It is a transcript of the gene Tmco4, whose product is annotated as transmembrane and coiled-coil domains 4. NCBI's taxonomy places the organism in Eukaryota, Metazoa, Chordata, Mammalia, Rodentia, Muridae. Gene Ontology annotation, cellular component: endoplasmic reticulum membrane; membrane. Bases 1398 to 2663 code for a protein of 421 amino acids. The record is from RefSeq and is a predicted model, not a curated record. The transcript is spliced from 15 exons.
AUAAGGCUCCCUGCUGGAAUGCCGCACGUCUCAUCUGUCCGCUCGAGAACUUUUUCCAUUUCCAACUCCAGCCUAUCUUCUCCAGGGGAAAGAGCAACGACGUCAGAGGUCAUGGUGACUCAGAUUCCAGCCCUGACCAGGAUGGCCACCUACUUCCUCACCUGUAGAUUAGGUGUGAUGAAAUUUCACAGGUUGCCUGGGCAACCAAGAGCCGGCUCCCAAAUGAGGAGAGCGGAGGAUGAGGCAUGGGAGACAACCCCCCCUUCCAUUCUUGGGGUCUUUAAGUUCUAGUGUGGGAUACCCAGAUUAUAAAUUGGCAAACAGGAAAACAAUCAACUUCAGUGUUAAAUACUACGAUUAAAAUAUGGGCCCGAAGGCCUGGUGUGCUAAUCCAUAACCUUGCUGGCACGUAGUAGGUGCUCAGCAAAUACUUGUUCAAAGACUAGAGCUGAGUGGGUGGCUAGUCUAACAGGAAUGGAACCCCAAAACGGAGGCCCGUGGGACGGAAGAGCCACGGGUGCAACGACUGGCGAGCAUUAGAGAAAGUGAAAGAACGAUCAGAAGGCGUGGGUGUUGCAAAUUUCACCGAGCAGUGUGCACAGGAGGGGGAGGCACCUUCUGGGACAGGCUCUUUUCAAGUGUGGCGGCAAAAUUUGGAAGCUUCCCCUUCAAGUGUCUGCUCGAACUCCCCUCAUGCCAGCCCAGCCCCUGGUGAGCACUCUCUGCAGACCCCUCCUGUGCCCCGCGCUCUCGCUUCCUGGGGAGCGGGAGACACAGAAGUGCGGGUCCCGUCCCAAGGCCAGCACCCGGGCGAUGGCUUUGGUGGCUUAGGUGGCGGUGCGCCCGGCCCAGCCCGGAAGGCCCGGGCCCUAGGGCUGCGCAGGCGGGACCGGCCCGGGCCGGUGUGGGGCGGCUGGGCCAGGGAGAGAACAGGCGGGGAGCGCCAGGGCGGGAGCUGCGGGGCUGCCAGAAGUUCUGCCGUCGUCCCAUCCGUCGCUGCCGCCUCCAGUGCCGGGAGCCCGUGCAUGUGCUAGACAAACCACCCUGUCACUGAGCUUGGAAUCUGAAGUCACACUGGCCUAGGGUAGGACUACAGCAUGCCAGUGAUGUGACCUUCACUUUUGGUUCCACACCCUCUGGACCCAUGGCUGGUUUUUCUGGUUUAGUCUGUAGAGCAAUUUGCAUAUUUCCUUGAAGAACUCUCUGAAGCUUUACAGCCUGUCCUUGGACUCACAGAGAGGGACGCCCACGUUGGUUCUCCAGAAUUGGAAUGAAAGCCCCUUCAUUCUUCAGUGUUUGAUGCAUGCCGUAGUCUAAGCCAGUGGAAGCUCGGGGCGUAAGCAAGGACUCCACCUGCCCUGAGACUUACAUUCCUUGUGUGCACACAGGGGCUGGGAAUGGCCACAUGGAACAGGCCACACCCAAGGCAGCCUGUGGCACCAGAGCCAGCUGCAGAAGACGAUUCCCAGCAGCCCCUGGGCCGGGAGCUCUCGGAGGCCAAUCGCUUCGCCUAUGCCGCCCUGUGUGGCUUCUCGUUGUCACAGCUGUUUCCAGAACCUGAACAAAGCUCCUUCUGCACAGAAUUUGUGACGGGCCUGGUGAAAUGGCUGCAUCUGUCUGAAAGUGUCCUCCCAACCAUAAUGGCCUUUGCCAGUGGCCUGGGAGGCGAAGGAGCCGACAUCUUUGCUCAGACUUUAUUGCAGGACCCCAUUCUGAGAGACAACCCAUCAGCAGUCAGUCAGGACCUCCUGAGCUUCUCACUCAAGAAUGGACACUAUGAUGCCCGGGCCAGAGUCCUCGUUUGUCAUGUGACCUCCCUGCUCCAGGUGCCCAUGGAGGAGCUUGACAUUCUGGAAGAGGUGUUCCUGGAGAGCCUGAAGGACGCCAAAGAGGAGGAGUCUGAGACCGCAGAGGCAUCCCGGAAGAGGAAAGAAAAACGGAGGAAGUGGAAACGCUAUCUUCUGAUAGGCCUGGCCACAGUUGGAGGCGGGACAGUGAUUGGUGUGACUGGGGGGCUAGCUGCCCCACUUGUCGCUGCAGGAGCCGCAACCAUCAUAGGCAGUGCCGGGGCAGCCGCGUUGGGCUCAGUGGCUGGCAUCGCUGUUAUGACUUCACUGUUUGGUGCAGCCGGAGCUGGCCUGACAGGAUACAAGAUGAAGAAGCGAGUCGGGGCCAUUGAGGAGUUCAUGUUCCUGCCUUUGACGGAAGGCCGGCAGCUACAUAUCACCAUUGCCAUCACUGGCUGGCUCGGGUCCGGCAGAUACCGCACAUUUAAUGCCCCAUGGAUGGCCCUAGCCCGCAGCCAGGAGCAGUACUGCCUGGCCUGGGAGGCCAAGUACCUGAUGGAGUUGGGCAAUGCCCUGGAGACCAUCCUCAGUGGCCUCGCUAACAUGGUAGCACAGGAGGCUCUCAAGUACACAGUGCUCUCUGGUAUCGUGGCUGCUCUAACCUGGCCAGCCUCACUCCUCAGCGUCGCCAAUGUCAUCGACAACCCCUGGGGCGUGUGCCUCCACCGAUCGGCAGAAGUUGGCAAGCACCUGGCGCACAUCCUUCUCUCACGGCAACAGGGCCGGAGACCUGUCACCUUGAUUGGAUUCAGCCUGGGAGCCAGAGUCAUCUACUUUUGUCUGCAAGAAAUGGCUCAGGAGCAAGUUUCAGGUUAGUCCGUGAUCACCAUGGCAGGAAACAGAGAGGCACAGCACUGGGACAAUAGCUGGGAGCUUUUCAUCCUGAUCUGCAGGUGACAGACAGUGACACAGGCCUGAUGUGAAACCUCGAAGCCACCCUCUAGCAACACACUUCCUCCAACAAGGCCACACCCCCUAAUGCCUCUAAUCCUUCCCAAACAGUUCCACGCCCUGCUAACCAAGCAUUCAAAUACAUGAGCCUAUGGGGCCAUUCUCAUUCAGACAUCACAGGCCUGAGCCUCAGCUUUCUGCUCUGCAAAAGGAGAAUUUCCUUCCCUAGCUCUCCCUCAUUAACAGUCCUUCCAGCUUGGAAGGUGUGGGAAACUCUUACAGGAAGCCCAAACAAAGCAAGUCCCGAGGCCCUUAGAGAAGAGCCUCAUUGGUUGAUCCCAGGAGCUCAGAAACCUGGCUACCAGCUCUCCUGUAGUUCCCAGGGCAUCAAAGCCAGUGCGCAGCCUUGAGCCCGAGAGAUUGGGAGUGGGACCCGGCAGAUCCCAGGCAAAGUGAGGGUUGCUUUGAUAGUACUUGGCUCUAGACUGUGCCCAGUAUGUAGGCAAUCAGAGGGGAUGGGCUGGCAGUGGUGACUGGAGAGAGGGGAAGGCACUAAGGUUAGGAAGGAGUAUAUAACAGGAAUGGCUGCUACAGUCCCCCAGGAUGGUCCAACCUCUGCUCUUUCCUCUGAUGAGAAUUUAAUACAUCUUUUCCUCAAGUCCCAUCCAACCCAUGGGACAGGUUUUCUACAUGCAAAUUGAGAUUUAGAGACUGUGAAGUAAUGGCUGGGGAGAUGGCAUGUGGAGUGCCGAGUCUGCCACAAGUGUGAGCACCCGAGUUUGAUGCCCUGUUCCCACCUAAGAAGCGUUUGACCAUGGAGGUGUGUAAGCCCAGUGCUGUGUAGGCAAAGCUGGGGGGUGGGGAGCCUCAUUCAUAAGGCCAGUCAGUCUGGCUAAUUACCAAGUUCAAGUAAAAAUGAGGUGGACAGUGCCUGAGGUGUGACACACAAGCACACACACACACACACACACACACACACACACUCAAGCAGGAAGGUAGAGAAGGGGGACUCGCUUGUGUCUCUCUCUGACUCUGGAUUUUACUGCAGCCCAUCCUGGUUGUGUGCUUUCAGCCACAGCCACAGCCACAUCCAGGAUCAGAUAUUCCAGUUCAUUGGCUCGUUCAUGGAGUGCCUACUGUGUGCCAAGUUCUAUACCAGGCUGUGGAGAGAUGGCAGCAGCAGUCUCACCCUCCUGAAACUUAGUCAGCUGAAGUAAACUGCCCUCCCAGAGGCAUGGGCUGGGGUCUCUGGCUCAGACCUGGGCAUGUUAAUAACUGACUUAUGAAUGAGGUAGGUGAAGCAUGCUGGGAGUUCUUCCUACCGAAGAAAACACUCCAGGUCUUUGGAAGAGGGGAGCGGGGUCAUGAGCUGCCUUAACCCAAAGUACAAACACCACAGUGCACAGGACACCUGGGCCGACUGAUGAGCCAUUGUCCAAGCCUCCCAGUGACCCUGCAGCACCAAGAUGCUUCACCCUCGACUGCCCAGCAGCCCACCCACCCUGCUCCACCACCACCCCUUCAAAACCCAGACAGGAAGCACAUCUGUCAAGCGAUCAGGAAAUGAGCAGAGCCAAGAUUACCCCAAGUUAAAUAGCCCCCCCCCAAACAAAAGUCUGUCUCCCAGCCAAGGACAUCAAUUUGCUUUGGGAAUGAUGCCAGCUGGUGGCAGGGGAAAGGGUGACAGUGCCCGCUGCCAAGAAGAACCUCCGCUGGAGCCCUCUCUUAAGAGACUCGCGGCCCCAAAGCAUAAUGGACCGUUCCUUUUUUUUUUUUUUCCUCUUUUUUCCCUGUGUAUUUGCUUUGAAAAGAUUUUUUAAAUUGGACAUUUGGAGGAGCUCAGUUCAGACUGACUCAUGCUAGCUGCCUCAGCUGGGAAAAAGCCCUCUGAACCCAGAAAUCAGUUCCUGCUUCAGCUGACGUAUGCGUUCAUCCAUGGGUGCAUUUGUUCAGGCGUGGAUUUAUUCUCCUCUUCAUCCCAGAGGGAUUGAGGGAAUUAAUUCGGUGCACUAGGAAUCGUCUCUGCCAGGUGGCCCGGUGCAUGAAGUCAGGGCUGGGCCAGCAGGCCUUAGGGUGUAUUUGCUGAGUGAUUAAAAAGCCUGCUUCUGCUGGG